AUGGCCUCCGGAGCCAGCCGACUCAAGCCCCAGAGCAUUCCACUCAACUUGGAGGGAAUCCAACAGAACCAGCGGAUGUGGCUGGUGAAGGUACCGAAGUACCUAUCGCAGCAGUGGUCGGAAGCUUCUGGAAGCGGUGAAGUAGGGAAGCUGAAGAUUGCCACAAAUCAAGGGAAAUCGGAAAUCUCCUUUACUCUGAAUAAGGAACUUACAGACAUUAGGGGUACAGAUGGACAACCGGCCCCGGUCCACGCUCCCACGGAGCAUCAGUUUCUCUUGCAAACAGACAGACGGCAGGUCCUCACGGUGCUGACUGAGCAUGCGCCGGAUCAAUUUUCCCUGCAAGGAACCGUGGUCCAUCGCGGCGAAUGCAGACCCGCUCCCAGUGAAAAAUACAUGAGGCUGAAGAGGAUGCAAAUAGAGGGGACUUCCAAACCUGCCAGGACUGUACAGAAACUGGAGAAGGUGGUCACGACCAAUUAUAAACCUGUUGCCAAUCAUCAGUACAAUAUUGAAUAUGAGAAGAGAAAGAAAGAAACCGGAAAGAGAGUGAAGGCGGAUAAAGACCAAGUGUUAACCUUGCUAUUUGCUGCCUUUGAGAAACACCAGUAUUAUAACAUAAAGGACUUGGUUGACAUCACUAUGCAACCUGUGGUGUACCUGAAGGAAAUCCUAAAUGAAAUCGGUGUUCGAAAUGUAAAAGGACCCCACAAAAACACUUGGGAGCUGAAGGAAGAGUACCGGUGCUACCAGAGAGCAGCCAAGAGAGAGUGA
Messenger RNA from Budorcas taxicolor (takin), 774 nucleotides. RefSeq names its product general transcription factor IIF subunit 2-like. Gene Ontology annotation, biological process: transcription initiation at RNA polymerase II promoter; transcription by RNA polymerase II. The transcript has a single exon. Bases 1 to 774 code for a protein of 257 amino acids. Gene Ontology annotation, cellular component: transcription factor TFIIF complex. NCBI's taxonomy places the organism in Eukaryota, Metazoa, Chordata, Mammalia, Artiodactyla, Bovidae. The record is from RefSeq and is a predicted model, not a curated record.